CCUAGCGACAAUCCAUGGAUAUAGGCAUGUAUUCCCCGAUGAUCAGGUGCUAGUCAUGUUCUAGAAGGUUGCUUAGUGUCAAUUUUGAGAAUAUAUCUCCACCGUGUUUCGCGUGAUCCUCUGCAAGUCAUGCACCCUGGAAAAUUGCAUGAAUGGGGACCAUAGCGAAGCGUAUCGGUCUCUUUAUUUGGGAUUCUACAUACUCCAUACAUAUCCUUGCAAAUGCCUUACGAUCAAUUUCUAGUCGUCCUAGACAUGCAGUACAUCUGACAGUUGGCCCUGCUUGCGUGGUUGCGUCGGACCGGUAUAACGAAGUACCGAUGUUAUGUCAGCAGCUGUGAAAUGGGGGGCGCUAGCAUUGGUGAAUGAUCAAAGAUGGUCGGAGUACCUCAUAGUAGCGGCUGUGCUACCUGUGUAAAGCGUCGCAUCAAAUGUGAUGAAAGACUUCCUGGGUGCGCCAAAUGCGAGAAAUACGGGACGGCAUGCCCAGGAUAUGAUAGGGGCUUCAAGUUUAUUACUGGAAAGCCUUAUCGUACGCCGAGGCAAAGGCCAAAGCCGGAUACUAGCUCAACAAGCGAGGAGCGGGCAAAGACUGAGAGUCUAAUUACGGGCUCCCGUUUUCAGGCUAGCCUACAGGCGAUUGUCUUGAAAGAACAGCCGUGGUCGUUGACGUAUGGAGAUGCCAAUGUCAUGCAGAGUAUAGAAGCUCUCAUUCAGGACUUCUCACAACCAGCCCUGCCUACUCAGAAGCACAUCGUUUCCCAAUGGUUUGGUUUUCUACCUUCCGUCUACGGGCACAAUCAGACGCUGGAUGCUUCGAUCAAGUCAUUUACGGCACACCAUUUUGGAAAAGCUCUUCAAAAUGGUCAGAUGAUUGCUUAUGCUCGAUCUGCCUAUGGAGAAGCCCUAUACAGGCUCCGGAAAGCUUUGAAGGACCCCUCGGAAUGUCUGUCUUCGCAUGUCUUCUACUCAGUUGUAUUGCUAUGCAUGUAUGAGCUAUUCACUGAUACCGAGGACCCUGAAUCCUGGAUGAAGCACGCAAAAGGACUUGGCCAGUUGGUCAAGAUUCGAGGACCGGAGCGUUAUCGCAAUGACCUGGAUAUAACUCUACUCAAGGUCUCACGGGGACUCAUUGUCAUGCAAUCCAUGUUCUCUGGCGAACCGUGUUUCCUCGCCACCGAGGAAUGGCAUCAGAUGAUGCGACAGCAGCGUGCUUUGGAUAUCUCGCUGGAACUCCACAAUUCCAUCGAGCAAUUUUUCGCUUACUUUACUUACGCCCCGAGCCUGGUGCACAAAUUCUAUCAUUUAAAGCACACCGACAUUACCACGCCGGAAGCGCUGCAAAUUAUAUCAGCGACAAUGGAACAGGCCCUCGACAUGCAGAAGAAACUUCUACUGUGGCAUGAGCAAUUUUCCCAGAUUGCUCCACCUCCAGUUGAAAAUCUCGCUUCCACUGAUGACCCCCUUUAUCCGAUUAUCUUGACAUAUUCAAACAUGACCGAUGCGACCAUCUAUUGCGGCUACUACGCCUACAUGGCCAUCAUUCACGAGGUUUUAAGAACAUUUGGCUAUCCUGGUCCACACGCUCAAAUGGUGAUAUACUUCCGUGAUCAAAUCUGUCGAUCGGUUGAAUAUAGCAGUGUCGGCAUCCUUGGGCCCAAUCGAUUGGGUUUCCCUCUACGAAUCGCCAUCGAGGUUGCCGACUCUGCGACAAGAUCUUGGAUAUUGGCUCGUCUAGAUCAAUUCUCGAAAGUCUACGCUGCUUCUCAACCCAAGAAUUAUGAGCCCAUUUUGACAUCAAAUAUUUGAUUAUCACCAUAACAUGACUUGUCAACAUUCUUCGAGCACCCCACCGACUUGAGGAAAAAUUGACCAAAAGAAACCUAAAUAACCAGAUUAUUCCAUCUCAAUUCCUAGGCUGCUCUUCGUCAACGGAUGUGAUGUGCUUCAUACCCGUCGACCCAGAGAUUGGCUCAGCUACGGUGCGAGCUGCCAUCAGCCAGGCAACGACGGUGAUCUCCAUCAAAAGCCCCAUGCCCGCCAAGAUAGCAACAUUUCCAUACGCAGGGUUGAACUUUGGAGGCCCAAACUCCAAAAGCAAGAAGUAAAUGAUCCGGACUAGCAAGAAGGGCAAGGCGCAGGAUGUCAAGAGGAUUCCGCGGUGGCCAGCCAGAGUCAGGAUUGUGCGAAACUUCACCGAAAGCCAAGAUACCAAGCCGCAGACAUAAGCAAAGACGACGAUGAGAACAAUGGAUCCGGCUUUGCCGAGUGCAGGCAUUUUGAUGAUGCCGCCCACGACUCCUAAAACGACGGCGAUUGCGACGAAGAAUCGGAAGCCGUGCAUCAUUAUUCGCAGUGACUUGGGAUACUUUGAGUUUCCUGGUCCAUGCUCACCGGCCUGGCCACUAAAUUGGAACGUUUAGCGGCGAGAGCCCUACACUUUGUAGAGAAGACUCGGCAAUGAGCAUUGACUCGGUCGGGGUUGAGGUUGAGAGUAUCAUGGCGGAGCUCGCGAUUCGAACUGUGUAUGAAAGAUUUUGAUGGUUAGCUUUCUCGAGUGAUUUAUACCGAGGUACCUGUUCUACCUACUCUGCGACAAUAUUCCAACCAUGCUGAACCAGGAGUAGAGGAAGCAUCGUGGUAAACACUGUCUUUUCCUGUGAUGCCAAUACUUCCACUCUUGCAUGUAUCGAAUGGACAAUUGAAUAAUGUGAAUAAGAGAGAAGAUAACGAGUUCCGCAAUGGCAAUGUUGCGCUUGCUAACCGAGAUUGUGGCCUCGGCGGGAGAAAGAGUAUCAG
Penicillium brasilianum is the source of this 2799-nucleotide messenger RNA. The record is from the annotation of a GenBank genome assembly. Lineage: Eukaryota; Fungi; Ascomycota; Eurotiomycetes; Eurotiales; Aspergillaceae.